AGUUUGAACGUCACACCGUUUCAUCCUGUGUGUCUGCUUGAGGGAAACUAAGUUACUUCACUUCGUCUCCUCAGGUGCACCAAAGCUGCACAAAAUGCAAGCCACCCUGCAUUCAGCAAGAAGAAACCGGUACACUUGUGACGCAUAUUAAUUUCUGGCGUAUAAUCCUAUGGAAAGCGACUUGAACUCAUAUCCACGACUCAGUGAGGACAAAUAAACUCGCCUGUGUUUGAAGUGUGUGAGUGCUCGCGCAGUCUCACUGCCUACGAGUUACACUACAGCACGUUUGAACUUAACAGACUCCCUUUCAGCGCUCACUGGAGUGUCUCAAAGGACAUGAGGUGGUUUGGCAGCGUAAUCAUGCCGACUUUGAGCCCAUGAUUGAGUAGCAGUGCUCCAGGCCCCGUCUGAGCCUCCAGGAUCCCACCAGACAGCUGCAGCAUGUCUAGUUCAGGCUUUCCCCCCAGCCAGGGAUCCUUCAGCAGCGAGCAGAGCCGUUACCCUCCUCACUCAGUGCAGUACGCCUUCAGCUCCACACGUCACCCUUCGGAGUUUCCGGUACCUGACUACCGUUCCCCCCUUCAAGACCAGCAGCGCCGCAGGCCUUCACUACUAUCUGAAUUCCAUCCUGGGACCGAGAGGCCGCCGGAGCGCAGACAUGGUUAUGAGCAACAGUUUCAUGCCGUCCAAGCUCAGCAGGAGCUGGAAACUCUCGAGGCCAAGCGUCUCCGCAUCGAGAAUGUAUCUGAAGCGCACUUUCCAAGGGCUCAGCCCACCGGCAUCGUCCUGCCCCAUCCACAGACCAUACAGGACAGCUUUAGGAUCACCGGAGAGGUCAAGAAGGAAGCCCAGUAUAGUGUGAAGGUGGAUGCCUCAUCCCCAGGAGGAGUUCCACAGGUGGGUGAGGAUGCAGACCCAUCACCCUCCAAACUCUCCAAGGAGGAGUUGAUUCAGAGCAUGGACCGCGUUGACCGUGAGAUUGCCAAGGUCGAGCAACAGAUUUUCAAACUGAAAAAGAAACAGCAACAACUGGAGGAGGAGGCAGCAAAGCCUGUAGAGCCAGAAAAGCCAGUGACGCCACCCCCUGUGGAACACAAACAUCGCAGCAUCGUCCAGAUCAUUUAUGAUGAGAACCGGAAAAAGGCAGAAGAAGCCCAUAAGAUACUGGAAGGGUUGGGGCCUAAAGUGGAGCUGCCUCUGUACAACCAGCCCUCUGAUACUAAAAUCUACCAUGACAACAUUAAGACGAAUCAGAUGAUGAGGAAGAAGCUGAUUCUGUUUUUCAAGAGGAGGAACCACGCACGCAAACAGAGGGAACAGAAAAUUUGCCAGCGGUAUGAUGAGCUGAUGACGGAAUGGGAGAAAAAGGUUGAGAGAAUGGAGAACAACCCACGCCGUAAAGCCAAGGAGAGCCGCACCCGUGAAUACUACGAGAGGCAGUUUCCUGAGAUCCGCAAACAGCGUGAGCAACAGGAACGCUUCCAGAGGGUGGGCCAGAGGGGGACAGGCCUGUCUGCCACCAUCGCAAGAAGUGAACACGAGAUAUCCGAAAUCAUUGACGGCCUCUCAGAGCAGGAGAACAAUGAGAAACAGAUGAGGCAGUUGUCCGUCAUUCCUCCCAUGAUGUACGAUUCCGAACAGCGGAGAGUGAAGUUUAUCAACAUGAAUGGUCUGAUGGAUGACCCAAUAAAGGUCUACAAAUCCCGCCAGUUCAUGAAUGUCUGGACCGAACAUGAGAAGGAGGUCUUCAAGGAAAAGUUUGUGCAGCAUCCCAAAAACUUUGGGCUGAUCGCUUCAUUCUUGGAGAGAAAGUGUGUGUCUGAUUGUGUGCUGUACUAUUAUUUGACUAAGAAGAGUCAGAACUAUAAAACUCUUGUCCGACGAAAUUUUGGGAAUCGGCGGCGAAGGAAUCAGAUAACGCGACCUUCACAGGAAGACAAGGCAGACGACAAGAACGAAGAGGACAAAUCGGAGAAAACAGAGAAGAAAGAGGACGAGGAGAAGAAGGAAGAGGAGGAGAAAGAUGAAAAAGAGGACUCCAAGGACAUCGGUAAAGAUAAAGAGAAGUGUGAGGGAGAGGAGGAAGAGGGUAAGGAGCAGAGCACGCCACGCGGCAGAAAGACCGCCAACAGCCAGGGCCGCCGUAAGGGCCGCAUCACCACACGCUCCAUGGCCAAUAAUGAGGCUGUGUCUGUGGUUGCAGAGGAACCUGAACCAGCUCUACCAGAGCCCACCCCCUCCUCUAAACCUGAGCCGGUGCAGAAACCAGCACGAGAGCCUGCGAAACCGUCUCCUGCAGCCAGCGCAGAGACACGAGGUGCAGUUGAAGCUGGAGAGACGUCUCGCUGGACAGAGGAGGAGAUGGAGAUUGCCAAAAAAGGGCUGGUUGAACAUGGUAGGAACUGGUCAGCCAUUGCUAAGAUGGUAGGCACUAAGAGUGAAGCUCAGUGUAAGAACUUUUACUUCAACAACAAGAGACGAUACAACCUAGACAAUCUACUACGGCAACACAAGGUACAGGGUUCCCGUCGGCUCCGUGGAAAUCGAGACCCAUCCCAGAGUGAUCCUGCACCUGAUGAUGAUGAGGAGAGUGAUGGUGCUGAUAACAGUUCAGACACAGAGAGUGCGCCUUCUCCAUCUCAAACUGAUUCCUCCAAAUCAGACCCUGUAACCCAUCCCAACUCUGCUCUGGACGGCACGUCGGACCAGGACGACAUGGUAACCAAAGGCCCAGUGGCAGAUGCCAAGGGCCAGGAGCCUCCGUACUGUGAGCUGCGGGUGAAAGUAGAGAAGAGUCCAGAAGGAGAAGCUGGAGACGGACUUCCUCAGGAUGAGCGCACACGCUCCGCGUUUGAAAUGCAGAUCCAUCCAAAGACUGAGCCGCAGGAUCUGGAGAUGACUUCUCCGAGCAGUGAAAGAGCGCAGGUGCAAGUUAAGACCGAGCCAGAUAUCAAGGACAAGGAGGAGAAACGGGAGGAGCAGCACCACUCCGAUAAUGAUUCUAGCGCCACCUGCAGUGCGGAUGAGGAUGUGGAAGCCGAACCUGACCGACAAAGACUUUUCUCUCUGGAGAAGCCGUCAUUGCUUGGCACUGCAGGCUCGGUGGUCCUGUCCUCAGCCAAAAUCCUCAACAUGCAGCAGCUACAGCAGCGAGCCGCCACCAUUCCCCCUAUGGUCAGUCCCCAUAGCCUCUACCCCCACUUAGCAUUCAUAUAUGCCCCUCUGGACAGAGACAGGGCCCAGCCACCCCGCCACGUUUCAGCUCCAUUCGGUCACAGCAACGUUCCUGUAGGACCAUUGAGUGGCUUUGCUAUGUUCCAGCACCAAAUAAAAGCUGUACAUGAGUCCGUGCAGGAGGACAAACAGAGACUGGACCAGAACGAGUCUGACCACAGGCCACGAGUCAACAUCCACAGCCCAACUGUAGUGGACAGAGAAGGAAAGCCGUUCGCUUACAUGCCAUAUGACCUGAAGCUGAUGGAGCAGGAAUCUCAUGGUGGAGUGGGCAGACCAGGCUCUCCGUACAGACUCUCUCCUCGGGAGCCUAGCAAAGCCUCACCUCAGCCCGACGCCAGUAACGCCACCCGCUACACUGUACCUCCAGUUCUUCAGCCGGCACCAAACCAGGCAGUUCAGACUCUGUCAGAUGUCCGCAUGGCUUUUCCCCGUCACAGGCCGACCAACAUUCCGUCUCCUCCGCCCCUCAUUCACUCCAAACCCACCGACAAGCCCUCCUUCAUUCAGGGGGGCUCCAUUUCACAGGGAACACCAGGAACAUACCUUCCCUCUCAAAUGCAGGCUGUGUAUGUACCGGAGGUAGUUAAGACCACAGGAGGGUCGAUCUCACUUGGCUUGCCAAGACAGCAGGACCCUGCCAAACCUGUGUCAUAUAUUAAGCAGGAGGAGUGUUCUCCACGUGGACAGAGCUCUCAGGCGGAGGGUCUUUUAUCCAGAGCUCAGUAUGAGGGAGUGGUCAGAGUAGGACCCAUACAGAUUCCAGAUAUGAGAGGGCCGCCUGGAAAAAGCCCAGAGGGCUUGAGUUUCAGAGGAGGCUCCAUUACACAGGGCACUCCUGCGCUGGCUCAGUCCAAUGUAGCAGCGGAUCUGUUGAAAGGAACUAUUGCUAAACUGGCCACAGAGGACCUGAGCUGCCCAGAGAAGAGCCGAGCUGAAGCUCACUCUAAAGCUCAUGUUAUCUAUGAAGGCAAAAGCGGACACAUUCUCUCUUUUGAUGCCGUUAAGAACCCUAGAGAGGGCACUAGAAGCCCACGAAUGGGGCUCGAUCUCAAGCGCACAUAUGACAUCAUGGAGGGCUCCCGUGGACACCCAACACAUGAGACGGCACCUUAUGAAGGUUUGAUCAGCAGAGCACUACCAAGAGAAAAUCCUCAUGAGUCUAAGGAUCGCUCCAUACUCACAGGAUCCAUCAUGCAAGGAACACCAAGAGCCUCUGAAGUCUAUGAUGAGGCCUCUAAAUAUGGUAAACAGAUCAAGAGGGAAAGUCCACCCAUACGCUCUUUUGAGGGAGGCAUCACGAAGGGUAAACCAUAUGAAGGGGUGAACACCAUAAAGGAGAUGGGCCGCUCAAUUCACGAGAUUCCCCGUAAGGAGACUCAAGAUAGUCGAAAAACUCCUGUUCUGGAUGGAUCCAUUACUCAGAGUAUUCCUCUAAAGUACGAAAGCAGUACUGUGAACCCAUCAGCCAUCAAGCACAAUGUUAAAUCUCUGAUCACAAGCCCAGUGAAGAUCUCACACUCUGCCAUCGAAGCAGCUGAGCGAGAGAGGGCCAAGUAUGAGGAUGCGAAGGCGUCCGAACGUGUCCGUCACACUUCUGUAGUAAACUCCACCUCUGUCCUGCGCUCCACACACACAGAAGCGGGAAAAUCUCAACUCAGUCCAGGCAUGUAUGAGGACAGCAAUGCACGCAGAACCCCUACAUACUCCGGCACCUCCAUAUCCAGAGGAUCACCUCUGCUACGUGGGCAAGACGGAAGUAUAGCAACAGGUAAACCAGCUUCUCAUGAAAGGAAGAACACACUGACUCCAACCCAGAGGGACAGUGUUCCUGCCAAGUCGCCUGUGUCCGGGGGUGAACCUCUUGGUUCUCACAGCCCGUUUGACCCACACCAUAGAUCUGUAGUACCUGGAGAGGUGUACCGGACCCACCUACCACCACACCUGGACCCCAGCCUCGCUUUUCACCAAGCAUACAUGUUCCCGAGGCAACCAUCGCCGACCGGUUACCCCAACACAUACCAGCUGUACACGAUGGAAAACACUCGGCAAACCAUUCUGAACGAUUACAUCACCUCACAGCAGAUGCGCCCUGAUGUCACAAGGGGACUGUCACCACGUGAACAGUCAAUUGCCAUCCCAUACCCACCAGCUAGAGGAAUAGUUGAUCUAGCCCAGAUGCCACCUACCAUCCUGUUACCUCACCCUGGGGGCACAGUUUCCCCCUCCCUGGACCGCAUCACCUACAUCCCUGGACCUCAGACCCCUUUCCCUGCUAGGGCAUUCAACCCUGCCUCCAUAUCUCCAGGACAUCCUGCCCAUCAUAGUGCCACUGCAGCUAUUGUGGAGAGGGAGAGUCAGAGAGAGAAGGAACGCGAAAGGGAAAGGGAGCGAGAGAGAGAUCAGAGAGAACGAGAACGUGCAGCAGUAGAAUAUAUGCGUGGAGGUUCUGAACAACCUGGCCGACCAGGCAGUCGUAGUUUUCUGCGUUCCACUUCACCCUCUGUGAGAUCACAGGAGGGCGUCCUCCAACAGCGGCCGAGCAUCUUCCAGGGCACCAACUCCAAGAGCGUCAUUACCCCACUCAUGCAAAUGCCCUCACAAGCGGCUGCAUCUCAAUCCAGUUACAGUGCAGCUGAUGCCCUCGCCGCCCUUGUGGAUGCUGCCGCCUCUGCCCCGCAGAUGGAUGUGGCGAAAGUCAAGGAGGGCAAGCACAAUAACAGUAGCUCCCGGGAUGAUGCCGUGAUGUCAUCACGACGGGCAGCACAGGAGUCGCAAGAGGUGGAGCGUCGUUCAGUGCAGUCUCCAUAUGGGGACGUACCACUUCCUAGUGGGAAACCUUCCCAUCCUGUGUAUGCAGAGGGUGGAGGACCUGCAGGGAGCAAAGAGAAAGCCCCACCCACCAAGUCACGCAUGGAGGAGGAGCUACGCACCCAUGGGAAGACCACCAUAACUGCUGCAAACUUUAUUGAUGUCAUCAUCACGCGCCAGAUUGCCCCAGAUAAAGAUUCCCGUGAGAGAGGCUCACAGAGCUCGGACUCCUCCAGCAGCAUGUCAUCCAGUCGUUAUGAUGUUCCGGGUGGAAUCGAGGUGAUCAGCCCUGCUCAGUCUCCAGCCCUGAGAGAAGAGAAGAACGAAGGGUCUUUCCCAUCAGAAAAGAGCUCUCAGCCACACACAGGAUUAAGGUUUGACAUGAACCGGUUCAGGCAGUCAGGAGAAUCAGGACCUUCUGCCCCUCAGCAGCCCCCCUCCUCACAAGCAGAUAGUUAUGGACCCGUCCCGAAAACACACCGCAUCAUGACCCUCGCCGAUCACAUUUCACAUAUCAUUACUCAGGACUUUGCCAAGAGCCAAGAUGCUCCCCCAUCAUCCAGCUCACUGCCUUCCUCUUCAUCCUCCUCCUCCUCACUCUCCUCCACAGGUGUGGGAGGUCGAGUAAAAGCCCCUAACCGCUAUAGUCCAGAAAACCCAGCUCCUACUGCACACCACCAGAGACCACCAAGCAGAGUCUCUCCCGAGAACGCCUCCGAUAAACAAAGAGCAAGGCCAGGUAGGUCUCCUGAUCGAGGACGAGGAGCAGAGAACUAUGAGCCCAUCUCUCCUCCUCAGGGUUAUUCUGGGUCUGAUAAACCGGAGGCCAGAGUGCUGCAGGGCCAGAGACGAGAGCAGGAUCUCCCUGAACAGAGGACUGACUCGCGCUCCCCAGGCAGCAGCAGUUACCUGCCCUCAUUCUUUACCAAACUGGAGAGCACGUCUCCUAUGGUUAUGUCCAAAAAGCAGGAGAUCUUCCGCAAAGCAGAAGUCGGUAAUGCUCAGCCAGGCACAGAGAUCUUCAAUCUCCCAGCAGUAACAACAUCAAACAGUGUAAACCCUAGAAACCACUCGUUUAGUGAUCCAGCCAGUAAUCUGGGUCUGGAGGACAUCAUCAGGAAGGCUCUGAUGGGGAACAUGGAGGAGAAGCAGGAGGACCAGCAGCAGCAGCGUCAAGUCCAGCUGGGGACAGGGAACACCUCAGGCAGUAUUUCAGACAGCCGACAGGAGGCCAGCCCAUCCCCUAACACAGCAGGAAAACAGAAGCUGCAGAGUAAAGCUAACAGCAGGAAGUCAAAGUCUCCUAACCCAGGCCAGGCGUACUCUGCCGGAGAACGGCCCUCUUCUGUGUCCUCCGUUCAUUCGGAGGGCGAUUACCACAGACAGGCUCCCACAUGGGCUUGGGAGGACCGGCCAUCAUCCACAGGUUCCAUGCAGUUCCCUUAUAACCCCUUGACGAUGCGCAUGCUCAGUAGUACUCCUCCCACCUCCAUGGCUAGCUUAUCUCCCUCCAUGCAGUCCCAGCAGCAGCAGCAGGGUGGCGUCUCUGGUCCCGUGACCCUGACGCGAGCAUGGGAGAGAGAGCCCCCGCUACUGUCAGAGCAGUACGAGACCCUCUCAGACAGCGACGACUGAGGCAGGUGAUCCACGCCGCCUCACUCCUGUUCACCGUGGCCCUUCUUUCGCCGUCUUUAUGAAUCCCUCUCACAGCCAUUUGAGAGUGCGGUUACGCUGGUAAGGAGGACGUAUGUUUGGUGCUACUUUGGUGCCCACUGGUGGUCAAAGAGAACAUUGCAGAGAGCCACUGAGUUUCAGGAUUGUAUCCGAUGCUUUGAUUUUUGGCCUGUUUGGGUACGAGAACUAGAAAAAUCCCAAGUGAAUAGAGACAUCAGAGUCAAAAGGAUGAAGACCUUGUAAAAAGAGACUUGUUUGCUGAAAAUGUUUCUGUAAAAAAAAAAUGUCUUUAAAAAAAAGAUCUAUGUAUGUAAAUAGAGGAAACUUUUGCAGUGUUUUCCCUUUAACUCGUUUUCUUUUGUGGAUUUUAACUUUGCAUUUUAAAUUUGGAUGGAUUGGUGGGUGGAACAAGACAUUGUGGAGAUUUUCGUGGUCCAUUGGGUGAAGAGCAUUGAGCUUCCUGCUCCUGAAAGUAAUGGUCUUAUAGAAACUACUCCAAAGGAAACGCAGAAAGGACUUCAUUACCUUAGUCCCUCCAGAUGCGGACCCUGUCUGUGCAGCACUGUUGAGAUAUUCUCUGCCCUGUUACUUUAGGGAGGAAGUCACAAUCAUUCAUCAACUGUUUUAGGAGGGCGGUAUAGGAGCUCGUCUGAUUCAAAGUGAAAAUUCAGACAUGAAUGUUUCUUCUGUUUUACACGUGCUUUUUCUUUUCAGCUUGGUUCUAGUCUUCAGUAGUGGCCUGUUGCAGAUCUGUUGAGAGCGGUUUGGCCCUACAGUUGAAUGGCUGACAGUUUGCUUGUAAGCCGUCUUUUACUAAUCAUAAAAGAACACGUAUAACGUGUAUAUUCUGUCAACUGCAAAACAAAAAUACAAAGAUAAAAAGAGGAAGUACUUGAUGCACCAUUGUUGCACUUUUUUCCUUUAGUAAUUUUGAGAAGCUUAAGAUCAUACUACCUAAAGUCUAAGUUAUUCAAUGUCAUGCAGAGGCCUGAAAUGCUUUCAGAUAGAUUCAUGUUUCAGUCUCUUACUUCAUCUGCAUUUUCAAUUCUUGGAAAUUCUUGGACCUAGUCUUUUUUUUUAUUGUUUUGUUUUUACUUGGAUUAAGUUUAUAAAUUGGUACCAUUUAUCUCAGCAGCUCACGCGCAGAGAUCUAAAUAUCUCUGUCUGAAAGUGAAUAAGCUCAGUUUUAGUUACUUGCAGAAAUAGUUCAAUGUGAUCAAAGCUAAUGGAGUUCCCUGAUAUCUGAAGGCAUCUCUUGAUCCUGCUUUUUCCCACUUCAUGUGCUUUUGCUUUGUUCAAAUAACACCACCAGUCUGAUCUUUACUUUAAUAUGAUGGAUUCAUUUUCUUCAGAUGUCUAAAAAUGUUGAGCUCAUUUCGAUAUUUUUCCUGUCAUUUUCAGCAUCAAUGUUAUAUUCAUCCUGUUUUAUCGGGAUGUCAAGUGUUUACAAUGGCGAUGACAAAAAUGGUGAAACUUGAAUCUUAAAGAAAAUUAAAAUUGCUCAUCAUGUCCGUAUAUUUUACAGUUCAGCUUUGCAAUGGUGUCUUUUUUUCUGCUCCGUUCUGAAUCAAGACUUGAGGAAAAAAAGUUUCUUGUCCCCUGAUUUUGAAAGUGUUUGUAUCACACUGUCUCCUCAGUAGUGGAUGAGAAAUGUGCAGACCAAUCAAUAAAGUAGAACAGAUUUCCACCUCUCUGAAACAAA
Carassius auratus (goldfish) is the source of this 9421-nucleotide messenger RNA. RefSeq names its product nuclear receptor corepressor 1 (gene ncor1). The record is from RefSeq and is a predicted model, not a curated record. NCBI's taxonomy places the organism in Eukaryota, Metazoa, Chordata, Actinopteri, Cypriniformes, Cyprinidae. Gene Ontology annotation, molecular function: transcription corepressor activity; nuclear thyroid hormone receptor binding. Gene Ontology annotation, biological process: negative regulation of transcription by RNA polymerase II. Gene Ontology annotation, cellular component: chromatin. The transcript is spliced from 48 exons. Bases 442 to 7680 code for a protein of 2412 amino acids.